Molecule: messenger RNA, 2252 nt
Organism: Musca domestica (house fly)
Lineage: Eukaryota; Metazoa; Arthropoda; Insecta; Diptera; Muscidae
Product: larval serum protein 2
Exons: 1
Coding region: 23-2119 (698 amino acids)
Source: RefSeq, a predicted model, not a curated record
UAGUUGGGUAUGAUUUCGAAAGAUGAAGUCGUUCACAGCAGUUUCAGUCGUCUGCUUGGCCCUUUGUGCCUUGGGCAGCCCAGUAACGCAACAAAAGUUUGCCGAUAAGGAUUUCUUGGAAAAGCAAAAGUUUGUCUUGGAAGUCCUGCAGCAUGUCUAUCAGGAUGAUGUGUUUGUGACCAAAUUCGAUGAGACCUAUGCCACCUACCUGCCAUGGGAACACUUGGAGGACUACAACAAUGCCGACAAAUUGACCGAGUUCUUCGAUCUGUGGCAACACAAGCCACUGUGUGACGAGGUUGUAUUCUCUCCAGUCUACGCCAACCAUGUUGAGUACGCUUUGGGUUUGGGACGUUUGUUCUACUUCGCCAAGGACUGGAAGGCCUUCACCCAUGCUGUGUACUGGGCCCGCGUCCACGUGAAUAAGCAACUAUUUGUGUACGCCCUUAACUUGGCCACUGUUCUGCGUGACGACUUACACGGUGUGACUACCCCUGCUGUGUACGAGGUCCUGCCAUGGCAUUUCUUCGAUGUGGAAACUGUGACCAAAGCUGAACACCAAGCCCUCCACGGAUUCCACAAUGUCAAGCAGUUGGACAACGUCUUCAACGUAGUCGUCAAGUCCAACUACAGCAACGUGUACGACAAUGUUAACUACGACCACACCUUGGCAUAUUUCACCGAAGAUGUUGGCCUCAACGCCUUCUACUACUACUACAACCUGCACUACCCCUACUGGACCAAGGGUCCUGAGACUCAUGAAUUCAGCAAGGACCGUGUGGGUGAGUUGUAUUUGUACUUGCACAGGCAAUUGUUGGCUCGUUACUAUUUGGAACGUUUGUCCAAUGAUUUGGGUGAAGUACCGCAAUUGAACGUGUACCAGAACUACGAACCCGGGUACUACAGCAAUUUGGCCUACUACAAAGGUGUCAGCUUCCCCGAUCGGCCCAAUGACUACAACUUCUAUAAUAGUGGAAACUACGAUUUGGUGAAAGAGCUUGAAUUCUAUUUAAAACGCGUUGCUGAUUUUGUGGACACCACCACCGAUGACUUCCGGACUGCGGUGGAGAAGCUUGGAAAUACUUUGCAGGGCAAUUCCUUUAGCCUGGACAAGAAACUGUACGGCAGUCUUGAUAAUCUUCUUCGCGAGGUUGUCAACGAAGGACGUUACUAUGGCAAAUUCGGCGAUGUUUUGCCUGGCACAUUGUCGCAGUAUGAAACCUCUUUGCGCGAUCCUUUGUUCUAUUCUCUGUACAAGGAACUUGUCGGUUAUUAUUGGCGUUUAGCUGGAAACUUCCCUGAGUACCAGAAGAAGGAUCUAGAAUUCCCUGGUGUAACUCUCGAUACAGUCCAUCUGCCCGAAAAAUUGACCACCUUCUUUGAGUAUUUCGAUUCCGAUGUGAGCAACCUUGUUGACGUUGCUACUCCUGCUGUUGAAGGUUCCUCUGAUGCUUUGUACACAUUCGGACGCAACUCGGUCUACGAAGGUCAUAGUUUCGUGGUCAAGGCACGCCAAAAGCGCGUCAAUCAUCAACCAUUCGAAUUCACUUUGGACGUCACUUCGGAUAAGACCCAGAAAGCAGUCGUCAAGGUAUUCCUCGGCCCCAAAUACGAUGAGAAUGGUCAUGUGCUGAAUUUGGAGGACAACUACCAAAACUUCUUUGAAUUGGAUCACUACGUCGUUGACUUGGUUGCUGGUGUAAAUCACUUGAAACGCAGUUCCGAAGAAUUUGCCUGUUCUACAAAUGACCAGACCACAUACUUCGAGCUGUACAAGAAGCUGUUUGAUGCCACCAAUUCCGAUUAUCAAUUCCCCCUUACUUCUGGUCAAUGCGGUUUCCCUCGUCGCUUGCUUCUGCCCUUGGGCAAGAAGGGAGGUUUAACAUACCAGUUCUUCUUUGCCGUAUACCCAUACCAUGCUCCUGAAGUAGCUCAGUUCUCGACAUACGACCCUGCCGUAAGCUGUGGUGUUGGUUCUGGCAGUCGCUAUGUGGACGCCUUGCCCUUGGGAUAUCCUUUGGAGCGUCCAGUCCUACAUGAUUACUACUUCAAUGUUGGAAAUUUCAAGUUUUACGAUGUGACCGUUUACCACAAAGAAGAUACUACUAAUGUAGUCUAAAGACGAAGCCGAUGCGUUGGCAACGAAUUGAAUGUUUAAAAUUCAAAAAUUAAUUGGCUUAAAAUUCUUUCAAUUUUUGUAUUUUUUUGAACAAAAAAAAAAAAAAUAUAUAAAUAAAUUAAUGGAAAUUUAA